Molecule: messenger RNA, 1928 nt
Organism: Bombyx mandarina (wild silkworm)
Lineage: Eukaryota; Metazoa; Arthropoda; Insecta; Lepidoptera; Bombycidae
Source: RefSeq, a predicted model, not a curated record
GUAAACUUCCAACGUAUGUGUAUGUUACUCUGUUUUAAAAACUUCUUCGUAUUUUACGAAAACUCUUAAAACACUAAAAGUAAAUGAAAAACGAAUGUAUGGUCGAAAAUACAUAUAAUUGCUGCUAGUUACACUUAAUUAAAUAAUUAAAUAUAAUAUUACAAAAUAAAAUAAUUACAAAACUUUAACAUACAGCCAGAUAUGUUGCCCAAGAUGUGUAAAAGUGCAAAUUAUUUUAUUAGUGUUUUUCUCGUUAUGGUGACUUUUACUUUAUCCGAUGCCGUUAAGGAGAAUUGUAACAAGUAUGAAGACCUGCUUCAGAGGUGUUCCAUGGGGCUACCGGUUCUCAGUUCUCCCAACAUAAGUUUCGCACUAACGCGUGACGAUUUGGACAAGAGCUGCAUAGACCUCCUUGCCGGUAUCAAAUGCAUAGACAACUACACGGACGCGUGUAUGGAGAAACGCGAGAAAUUCCUCUUCCGUCGGAUCUACGCUGGCAUCACGGACGUCGUCCAAAGAUUGUGCACCAGAGGUGAAUACCAGGACGAAUACCUGAAACAUGCGACUUGUGUGAAAAGCGUCCGAUCAGAAUACGAAGUAUGUAGUAAGAACUACGAAGUCACAUUGACCACUUUGAGUAGCCGUAAUGAGUAUCAGACUGAUGAUAUGUCAACAACACACGAAGACUACUUAAAGACUGUUUGUUGUUCAUUCCAAGAGUAUCUACUGUGCUCUGAGCAGACAGUUCUAAAGGCUUGCGGAGAUGAGGCUGCCUUGUUCACCAGCGAAUUCCUGAAAAGCAUGGCAUCGAAUAUCAUUAAGAAUUUUUGCUUCGAAUAUCGGGGACAGGAAUGCGGCUUGGCAGGUAAAGCCUCUCUUAAUACACAUAGCGUUAUUUUGUUCGGUGUUGCCGCCUUAGCGCAUUUAACACUGAACGCUGGCAACCUAGUGCCCGCGUAAUUCACCACGAAUAGUUGCCAGGAAAUUAAAUUAUUGCACGAGGUUCUUGAUGUGGAAGCGUGGUUCUAAACGAGCAUAUCGGACGGUUGAAUGCUCACUCGACUGUGUAGUUAAUAGUGCGGAUGGAUGUUUACAGUUCCUCGGUUCGAAGCCUUAUUUUAUAAGUUAAACUUAUAUUUAGUUUUUCAUUACGUAUUGAUUUUAUUAAUCUAACUGUAUAUUGUAUUUAUGAAAUUCGUUUUGUUGAUGAUUAAAAUAAAUAAAAAUUUCGUUAUUGUUAUUUGUUGUAUUGUAAACUUUUAUUUAAAACAAAAAUUUGGUUACAUUUCAAAUUGAACAGCAAUAAUGUUUCUAGUCUAAUUUAAAUCUCGGUUAAUACGUAAAUAAUUUUAAUGCGAAAGACAUUUUAAAAAUUUUAAAUACGAAAACACACAGUUAAUAAAAAUUGGUGUAUUUUAAUUUAUUAGUUCUAAUGUAACAUUCGAAACAGAAUCAAGUAGUAAAAAAGAAAACUGUGCAAGUUAUAUGUAUGUAUAUCAACGUAGUACGGUAUUGUUCGAACUCAAAUGUUUGCAACGAAAAAUAUUAUUUUUGCUUUGAUAAUUAUGAAUUAGGUAAUUAAGAUGUUUGUUUUAAUCAAAAUUGUUGCUUAAAUUACACAUACACAUAUAAGUAUAUGCUUUUUUAUAAAACUAAUGGAUGAGGUAAACGAUCACGUGUCUGGUAAAUCAUAUCAGUAGUCAAAGGGAUUUCCGGUGUCGUAAUAUUAACUUGAGAUCGCGAACAAAAUUAAAUUAUAAGCGAUUUUAUUAAUUAUGAUUUAUUUUUAGCACGGAAGUCAAAUAAUUAUAAUAAUACUAUUUUAUAAAAGUUUUGAAUAGCUAUAAUAUAUUUUUUUAAAUUCAAAGUUACGACUCGUGUCAAAUGAGAAUUAAUAUAUUUGAAGGAAAUACAAACACAAAAAAAAA